Physella acuta is the source of this 4631-nucleotide messenger RNA. RefSeq names its product cilia- and flagella-associated protein 251. The record is from RefSeq and is a predicted model, not a curated record. Gene Ontology annotation, molecular function: protein binding. Gene Ontology annotation, cellular component: sperm flagellum. NCBI's taxonomy places the organism in Eukaryota, Metazoa, Mollusca, Gastropoda, Physidae.
CGAGUUAUCUCCUACUGACUCCUAGCAACAAACUAUUACAAUAAAUUCAAUGAAUGUUUUCAUUGCUUCAUACAUGUUUAGUUAAAAUAAAUCUUCCUAAAACUAAUAUUAAAACGCAUGAGAGACUAAUAAAUGGCAGACCACGAAGAUCAACAGGUCGAUGAUGAACUGAAAUCUCACAAGGAAGAUCCAGAAGAAGACAUAAAUGAGAAUAACUCUGCUAUAGGAAAAGAUGAAGAAGAUCAAAAUAAUGAGAACAACGAAAGAACACAAGAUGAAAGUGAAAACCAAGUUGAAUUAGAUGAAAAACAAACUGAAGAUAAUGAAGAAUUAUACUUUGAACAAACUUCAUACAAUGAUGCUGAAAAUGAAGAAGUGAAUGCAGAUGAUGCAUCUGAAGGCAAAGAAAAUGCUGGAAUGGAGUAUUAUCAAUAUGAUGAAGAAGAUGCUUUAGCAGGUGAAGAUCAAGAGAAUCAGGAAGAAAAAGAUGUGGAAAGUCCAAAGGAAUUUUUUAGAGAACAAACAGAAGAUGGAGCAGUGGACGAUGAGAAACAGGAUGAGAAAGAAGAUUUAAAUCAGGAUGAUUCUCAAAAUAAUUUUUCCAAUGAUGAACACUCUGCUCAAAAUAAUAUAGAGGAUUCUGAAAACUUAAAUGAAGAAGAAGUAUAUGGAUACACUGAACCGAUAGAUGAUGAAACAGCUGACAAUGAAAGAAGUGAUGGGAAUGAAGGAAUUAAUCAGGAUGGUUAUGAAGAUAAUAUUUUAAAUGAUGAAGAACUAGUUCAGGAUAAUGAAGAAGAUUUGACUGGUCAGGAAGAUGUUGCUGAACAGGAUGCAUAUUCAUAUUAUAAUGAUGAAGAACAAAAUUAUAAUAAUAAUAAUGUUGAUGGUGGAGAAAAUGAAGAAGAAAAGAAUUAUGAAAAUGAGCUAAUUGAAAAUGAAGAAGAAAAUGACCAUCUAUCUACUAAUAUUCCGGCUGAAGAGGAUAUUAAUGAUAAUCAGGCAAAUGAAACAGGAAGAACGUCAGAAGAGCCAAUAAAAUCACCAACAACUGAAGUAGGUACUGAGACAAACCUGCCCGAAUUGAACGAUGGUGAAUCUAACAUCACUGUUGGACAAGAGAUUCAGUUUGAUGCUGAAAAAUCCAGUUCUACUCUGUAUGACAAGGAAACCUCAAACACAAAUAAAAAUGCCAGCACAGCUGAUACACUUAUUUCCCAGUCACCUAAAACAAACUUACCCACACCUGCUAGAUCAUACACAAGUAUUGAAGGUCAAAUGUCAACCUCAGCAUUGAAUAUUGUCUGGUCUUUUGGCUUGAAUCGCAACGUUCCAGUUCUUAACCUCAGUGAUGGUGUACGACAUGCAAUUAUGUACCCUUGUGCACAUGUUGGAAUUAUGUAUGAUUACAAAAACAACAAACAACAUAUUCUCCAAGCUCAUCUAAAUCCUAUUACCUGUUCAGCUGUGUCACAUGAUAAGAGAUGGCUAGUCACAGGAGAUGUUGGGCCUGAUGCCAUGGUUAACAUAUGGGACACCUACACUGGUACUCCAAUACAGACAAUGUUUGAUCCCAACCCUAAAGGUGGAGUUGUAGCUGUUGCAUUAACACCAGACUCUAGAUACCUGGCCACACUAAGUGCUUUACCUAUCCAGACACUUGCCAUAUGGGAUUGGACAGUUGAUGGAGAUGUUCCCAUUUGUUCAGCAGAUCUGAAACCUGAAUAUGGACUACAAAACUUUAUCUGCUUUGAUUCUACAGACUGCCACCAUUUAGUGACCAAUAGUGAAACUCAAGUGUUGUUUCUACACUGGGAGGACAACAGUAUAAAAUAUUAUGCUCCACCACUCUCUGAUGAGGAUUUUAAUAAACCAGUGGGCCGAUACAGCCAGUCCAUGUUCCAGAUUGGGAUUGCUAGGGCCCUUACAGCUACCUCAAUUGGCAAUCUUGUUGUAUGGGAUAACAACAGACCUUUAUCUAAAAUGUACGUCAGACCAGAGAUAGAUGUAUGGACAGGCCUGCCUAUCAUGGAUGUAAACCAAAGUGCUGAUAAAAAACCACUUAAGAUUAUUAAAGUUCAUGACAAGGGAAUUAAUGUGUUGACCAAUACUGAUAACUAUAUUGUGAUUGGUGACACUGCAGGACAUAUAAAAUUUUAUGACCAAGGCCUGCGUCUGAUAUACUGGUAUCAAGAAUUCCACUCAGGUUCUUGCACAUCAAUCUCCUUUGCUCAUAUGCCAGAUUUUGUUCCAGUGGCAACAGAAGGAAGUAAAUAUCCAUCAGAUGCAACAAAACAGGCAAAACCUUUUGUCAUUAGAGAUUUUAUAGUAGGAACAGCUAUAGCCAUUUACUGCAGUAUUAACACAGAUGGAAGUAAAUUAAAGAUAAUUCAUAGGGAGCAUGAUGCAGCUGUACAUGCAUUAGCUGCUCACCCAAAAUUGCCUAUUGUGGCCAUAGGAAGCUACUCAGGUCUACUUAAGCUAUGGAAUUAUAGAACAAAAGAAGUUGUAGCAUCAAAAAUAUUUGAAAAGUCACAUAUUCAGUGUUGCACAUUUGAUCCUAAAGGAUUCAACAUUGCAAUUGGAUGUACAAAUGGCGCCCUCUUUCUUGUUGACUCUGUGGCAUUGCUAGAUCAGCUAAAAGAACCCUUCAAGUAUGCCAGAGAUGCUAUCACCCACAUAGCUUUCAGCCACAACUCCAUGUUCAUGGCAACUGCUGAUGCUGGUUUUACAAUUACUGUAUACAAACGCCAGCGCAAGGAAAUGCGAAGUCCUUACAUUUGGCAUGGAAGAUACAGAUCUCACUACAAACCUAUAAAAGAUUUACUUUUUGAAAUACACUUAGACACUAAUAUGCCUAAGCUAUUAUCACUUGGAGAAGACAGAAUGUUGAUUGAGUAUGAUCUUUUCCACCAUGGAAAGACUAACAAAGUUGUACCAUGUGCAUUUGAUAGAAUAGAACAAGCUGCUAUUCCUCAAUGCAUGACAAAAUAUCCCCCUAUCACUAAAGAACAGUUUUUCCUUACAGCAAAUGAUCAGUACAAGUUUAAAUGCUACAACAGUACAACCAAGAUGUGCAGAAAAGUAGUAUUAGGACCAACAUAUGGAUCUCCUAUCAGAAAAAUGAUGGUUGUCCCAACUGACAAAGAUGAAACCAAAAACAGAUUCCUUGCAUACAUCACAGAUGAUAAAAUUGGACUGCAUUUUUUGCCAGCAACUGGCAAUCCACACCUUGCUAUGGCUCUCAUUGCACAUCCAAGUGGAGUUUCCAACUUGACUUGUAGUUUUGAUGGAGCAUAUUUGUUUACAGCUGGUGGACCAGAUUUUGCAGUUCACAUGUGGGAAAUAAACAUUGCGGCCUUGAGUGCCCAGGCUAAACUUGGAGGAGAAGAUCUGGUCCCAUUCUAUGGGUUGCUAGAGGGAGGAAGAGAUGGAGAACUAUUUGCAGAACUAGAAGAUUUAUUUUACUAUGCUCAACUCAGACACCAAGGUAUAAAUUGUCUGGAUACAAGACAAAUCAGCAACAGAGUGCCACUCACUGAGGUGCCAUAUAUCAUGAGAGCCAUGGGGUUUUAUCCCUCUGAACAAGAGAUUGAAGACAUGCUUAAUGAAAUCAAAUAUGAUGAAUAUGUCAAUCUGGGUCACUACCAAGAGGACAUUGACCUUGGGGGGUUUAUAAAAUUGUACGUGAACCACCGGCCAGCCUUUGGUUUAUCUGCUGAAAAGCUGCUGUGGGCUUUUGAAACCUUGGCUGAAUCUGUGGAACUGGGGAAAGGAGGAAUGAUAGAGCGAGGAGAUUUCCUUCAGAUGCUUGAGAGAAAAGGUGAGCACAUGACAGAGGAAGAGCUAACAGACCACCUGACUACUCUGCUAGGAUUCAAUAAAGAAGGUGGAUCAGCUGAAGAGGAUCAUGUAGAGACAUCAGAAGAGUAUGGGCACUUUAUCCAUGAUGCGCUACCAUUUGAUAUCAAUGCCGAGAUUCUUAUAAAUGAAAUACUAGGGUUCUCAAUGACGGUGGAUCCACCAGCAAAAGUUGGUACCAAAGAUGUUGUCAAAUCUGGAGCAUCUUAGUGCAGUCUUUUCCAAUAUUGCCUACUUUAUUGCAUCCUUAAAAUGUCUUUUUGCUUAAAAUUGAGUGAAAUAAUGUUGAUUUAUUUUUUUUAAAAGUUUAUUUUUACUGAAAUAUAUAUUGAUUUCAUUCUUACCAGCCAUCUUUCAUGUGAUUUAUUAGCAUAUCAUAAUUAACAAGUGUUUUUUUUAACAUUUUUGAUUGUUCAACAUCAAACUGUUUAGUGUACGUGGCAUAGUGUACGUAACAGUUUUACAAUUAGUACAUUUCAUUUUAUUCAUCCAGUAAACAAAUAUGCUAUGCAAACUAGUUUUAUCUUGGGAAAGUUUGUAUGAACUUGUGUUAAAGAGCUAAAAUACUUAAAAAAAGAAUGUCCAAUAUUCUAUCAUGUGGUGUAAAUAUACUUAUCUUACUUCUUUAAUACAUCUGAAGCUAAUUUUAAAAAUGUACAUAAUGACUAUAUUGAACAUAUUUAUUAUUAAAUGAUUUAAAAUAUUUGUUGAAUUGUUAGUAUCUUUUAAAAGCUUACAAAAUUUACUAUCAAAAUUCUUGUUUAAAAUUU